AGAAACAGUAGACCGAACCACAUGCUGAUGUUUUGAUUUUCUUUUACUAAAUUUUCUUCUUAAAGUUUAGAGAAAUUUUAAUUGCAAAUGGCGGAGAAUUCUGAAACAGAUACGAAAAAGCCUAUGUCUGAUACGGAGCGGUUGGAAUUGUGUCAGAAAUUAGAUCAAGAGCUUGAUGAUUUUAUUAACAGUUUGGAAAGGAAAAGGUACACAGAAGGAUGGCCGGAGGACCGAUGGGAGGAAGAAAUGGAUAAACAUCCAUUCUUUAUGAAGAGUAACCCUGAUGGUGAUGAAAUGUCUCCACUAGCAGAAGGAUUGGCAAAAAUUAAAUAUGAUCCCGAGGAGAAUACACCAUUGGAAUUGGCAAAUAAUUAUAAAGAAGAUGGUAAUUUUAAUUUCAAACACAAAAAUUAUCGUUUAGCUAUUUUAGGAUACACAGAAGGUAUUAAAGUAAAGUGUGAUGAUCCUGAAAUAAACGCAAGUCUGUAUAACAACCGUGCUGCUUCACACUGGCAUCUUAAAAACUAUAGAUCCGCGUUAUAUGAUAGUGAAAAAGCCUUAUCAUUUAAUCCAGAACACACAAAAGCGAGACUACGAGCAGCCAAGUCCGCAUGCCAAAUAGCCAAAUACGAUGUUUGUAUACAACACUGUGAGAAAUUAUUAUCACAAAGUAAUGAUAAAGAAGUUGUAGAAUUAUUAAGCAUUGCGAAAAAGAAGAAGUUAAUACAAGAACGAGAUGAAAGGAAAGAGAAAAGAAGAACAAAUAAGAAGGAGGAAGAAAGAGAUGUGAUUGUUAAAAUGAUUAUUGAACGUGGAAUUAGAGUAUCCAAUUGUGAUGAUGAAGAUGAUAUAGAUUUGUCAAAAUUAGAACCGUGUUUGCCAGAUUCACAAGACUGUAUGGUGCAUAUAGAAAAUGGCGUAUUGAAAUGGCCAGUACUUUUAAUGUAUCCGGAAUAUCAAAUGACAGAUGUUGUUAAAGCAUGUCCGGAAAAUGUUCCAUUGUUAAAUCAGUUGGAACAAUUAUUCCCUGCUCCUUGGGACACAAAUAAUAAGUACAAUAUAAGUACUGUUAAUAUAUAUUUUGAAGGUUAUGAUAAAAUGCCGCAUGUGAUUGAUCCAAAGAAGAAUUUGGGUGAUUUAUUGGUAAUGAAAUAUUUUGAGCUAAAAGCGGGCACUCCAGCUUUUUUUAUUUUGCCACGCGGAAGUGUUAUUGAAAGUAGAUUUUUGGAAAGUUAUUUAUAGAAUAAGAUGAAAUAUAAAUUUUAUAAUG
Papilio machaon (common yellow swallowtail) is the source of this 1270-nucleotide messenger RNA. RefSeq names its product DNA polymerase interacting tetratricopeptide repeat-containing, protein of 47 kDa (gene Dpit47). The transcript is spliced from 3 exons. Gene Ontology annotation, molecular function: Hsp90 protein binding. The record is from RefSeq and is a predicted model, not a curated record. Bases 88 to 1242 code for a protein of 384 amino acids. NCBI's taxonomy places the organism in Eukaryota, Metazoa, Arthropoda, Insecta, Lepidoptera, Papilionidae.